AUGGUAACCAAUUGUGUUUUUGUCAUUACUUGGCUGCUUUCUAUCGGAUCGGCAACAAUCACAACUAAUUCUGUCACCCAGUUUCUACAGAAAAUCCUCAGCAAUGUGGAGCCUACACCAAUUGUACUGUGGCAUGGCAUGGGUGAUAGCUGUUGCAAUCCAUUAAGUUUGGGAAAAAUAGAAAAAAUACUAAAGCAGAAUAUCCCUAAUGUCUAUAUUUAUUCAGUAAUGAUAGGACCCAACGUUGUAAUGGAUACGGAACAUGGUUUCUUCGGUAAUGUAAAUGAUCAGGUAGCAGAAGUAUGUCAAGCAAUACAGAAAGACGCAAAAUUGAAAAAUGGAUACAAUUCUAUUGGUUUUUCACAGGGCGCACAAUUUCUACGUGCUCUGGUACAACGCUGUCCAGUUCCACAGAUGAAAAACUUAAUUUCAUUGGGCGGACAACAUCAAGGAGUAUUUGGAUUACCGCUAUGUCCAGCUGAAAGUUAUAUUUGUGAUCGCGUGCGAAAUUUAUUGGAGUGGGGUGCUUAUGUUGGCUUUGUCCAGAAUACGGUAGUCCAGGCGCAAUAUUGGCACGAUCCAUUAGAUGAAACAACCUACCGACAAAACAGUAUAUUCCUUGCUGAUAUCAACAAUGAAAGAAACCUGAAUGAGACAUAUAAAGAAAAUUUAUUGAAACUACAAAAUUUGGUGCUGGUGAAAUUUCUGAAUGAUACAAUGGUAGUACCGAGAGAAUCUGAGUGGUUCGAAUAUUAUCUCGAGAAUGACACAUCAAAAAUCGUUCCACUGGAGAAAUCAAAAAUUUACACAGAGGAUCGUCUUGGCUUGCGAGAAUUGUUAGAGAGCAAACGGUUGCACUUACUAGCAUUUGAAGGACAACAUCUACAAAUCGACACUUCAUCUUUUGUAUCUCAGAUUAUUAAUAAAUUUUUGAAAUAA
Brugia malayi is the source of this 939-nucleotide messenger RNA. RefSeq lists its product as uncharacterized. The transcript has 8 exons. Gene Ontology annotation, biological process: protein depalmitoylation; receptor-mediated endocytosis. Gene Ontology annotation, molecular function: palmitoyl-(protein) hydrolase activity. Gene Ontology annotation, cellular component: lysosome. The record is from RefSeq and is a predicted model, not a curated record. The coding region runs from base 1 to 939 and encodes 312 amino acids. Lineage: Eukaryota; Metazoa; Nematoda; Chromadorea; Rhabditida; Onchocercidae.